This is a messenger RNA of Leishmania mexicana MHOM/GT/2001/U1103, 1578 nucleotides long. Its product is annotated as putative ubiquitin activating enzyme. Bases 1 to 1578 code for a protein of 525 amino acids. The record is from RefSeq and is a predicted model, not a curated record. Lineage: Eukaryota; Euglenozoa; Kinetoplastea; Trypanosomatida; Trypanosomatidae. The transcript has a single exon. Gene Ontology annotation, cellular component: nucleus; cytoplasm. Gene Ontology annotation, biological process: protein neddylation. Gene Ontology annotation, molecular function: NEDD8 activating enzyme activity.
AUGUCGUCACGAUCGCCGUCGCGGCUGGCCGUCACGCAGGCAAGCGACGCACUGGCGACGCUAACCAGCCCGUCCGCCCAGUUCGCCACCGCCGACUUCGACCCUGUGUUGAAGGAUUGGUCCUUUGUGAAGGUGCUGGUCGUCGGCGCUGGCGGCAUCGGCUGCGAGCUGCUACACCUCCUCGCCGUAAGCGGCUUCGCGCACCUCACCGUCGUCGACAUGGAUUUCGCUGAGCUGUCGAACAUGAGUCGCCAAUUUCUUUUCACGCACAGCGACAUCGGCAAGGCGAAGAGCACCACGGCAGCGGCGGCGGUGCAGGCGCGGUGCCCUGGCGUGUCCGUCACGGCAGUCGUCGGCCGUCUCGAGGAUCAACCGGACGACUUCUACCGCAGCUUCGACGCGGUGCUGCUCGCCGUCGACUCGAUUCCGGCUCGGCGCUGGAUCAACCGCAAAGUCGCCGAAAUCGCCACGCGCGUCGUCAUCCCUGCCCCUGCGUCCACGUCACCGCCCGCAGCAUGGGCGACAGCACCGGCUGUUGUGUACCGCGUCGGCGACUACGUGAUGGAAGACGCCAAGCUGAUCAUCGACACCGGCACGGAGGGCUUCGAAGGGCACUGCCGAGUCAUUCACAUGGCCCACAACCGCACCCCAUGUAUCGAGUGCGAGAUGUACCUCUACAACAACGGCGCCACGCGGGCAACGGUGCCGCUGUGCACCCUUGAAUCGGUGCCGCGCGCGCCGGAGCACUGCGUUCUCUACGUGCAGCUGAAGGAGUGGCCAGAGCAUCACCGCCAUCAGCGGCGGCGUCGCAGCCAAGGCGGUGAUGGCGACGGCGCCGUCGCUGGUGGCGAGUGCGAGAAGGACAGCGACAGGGACGAGCCACUGGACCCCGACAACGCCGAGCACGUGCGCUGGGUCGCGGAACGCGCACGAGCGCGCCAGGCCGCGUUCGGCAUCGGCGGCGCUCCGAUCGACGACUUGUUCACGGUCGGGGUGAUCAAGAACAUUGUGCCCGCCGUCGGCUUCACCAACGCAUACGUGGCGGGGCAGGCCGUGACGGAGCUCAUGAAGUGGUUGACGGGGUGUGCGCCAGGGUUGAACAACUACGCCUUCUACAACGGUGCCACCGAGGCGGGUGUGUACACGAACGUCGAGCCGUGUCGCGGCGCCCCGAUGCACGGCAGCGGCGACGUGGCGGGUCGCUGUCUGGUCUGCGAGCCGCGUCCCGUCGUCGCGGUCGACGCGAGUGCCGUCAGCGCUGUCGCGUUCCGUGAUGGGGUCAUUGAACUGCUCGCGCCCGAUGCCACCGCGGCGGCGCUGCUGCGCAGAGGCAUCGUUUCACUGGUCUUCCAGUCGGCGUCGAGGCUCGUGGAGGUGCCACUGCCGAGCGCCGCCAAGGAAGCGAGAGCGGUGACGCACGAGAGCAUCGCCAGCAUGCUCUGCGCCGCCGGCCACGAGGAAUUUGUGAAGCAGUGGAGGGAUGGUGCGCACAUGGCCACGGUGGAGUGCUUCGGCGCAGCCGACAACGCACGCGUGUCGGCGCUGGUGCAGUGGCGAGGCCCGCCUGUGCGGGCGUAA